Molecule: messenger RNA, 5715 nt
Organism: Rhipicephalus sanguineus (brown dog tick)
Lineage: Eukaryota; Metazoa; Arthropoda; Arachnida; Ixodida; Ixodidae
Product: pre-mRNA-splicing factor ATP-dependent RNA helicase PRP16
Exons: 1
Coding region: 71-3613 (1180 amino acids)
Biological process (GO): mRNA splicing, via spliceosome
Cellular component (GO): intracellular anatomical structure; spliceosomal complex
Molecular function (GO): RNA binding; ATP binding
Source: RefSeq, a predicted model, not a curated record
GAGUGCGCAUCCAUUAGUACGUUGUUGUUCUGAAUCAUGUGUCGAAUAUACCUCUGAAAGACAAAUUACUAUGAGUGACUUCGAGUCCAUACAUCGCCUGGAAGGCAUCGAAGAGGAGGUGGGUGGUCUCAUCAAAAAGAAGUCUGUUCACGAGUUCAAAGCUCCCGUCCAGAGGAAGUCGGUCCUGGGCCUCGACGUUCUUGCGGCCGCCAAGAGGAAGCAAAAACUCGAAGAAGAAAGCGGCAAAAAAUCCCGCAAAGAUGGUGAUCGCAGUGAUGAGUCAGGUCGUGAGAUGUCGGAGUCGACGUUUAAUAGGCAGUACCGGAAACCACGUAUAGAGACUCCAACACACACCGGUGGAGUGGAUGCUAAAUACGCCGAACGUAUUCGUGACCAGCGCGAGCACCACAACCGGGGCGUUUACGCCUCAUCGAAGGACUCGAGAAAGCGUCCCGAAUCGCCGUCAUCUCGCGAUCGUGACAGAGAUCGGCGUGACGACAGGCGCGACUCCGGGCGCGACUCCGGGCGCACCUCAUCGCACCGUUCUCGCAGAGACUGGAGCGAAACGCCGUCUCGUUUUAAGGACCCUCCUACGCCCAACAUUCGACCGAAGGACACCCCGUCUCGUUCAAACUGGGAGGAAGACGAGGAAACGCCAUCGCGACGGUCCUCUUGGGACGUGCUCACGCCAUCGCCUCGCGAUGGCUCCGACCGGCGCAGCACCGAUAGAAGGUACCGACGUCCGACGGACACACCGCGCGCUACGCCAGCGCACAAGUACAACGCCUGGGCCGCCGACAGGCGCAAGACGUACGCUACGCCAGGCAGCAAGCACGCAAAAGACGAGAAGAUUCCGUGGAGCGAGGACGGCGAGCAGAAGGUCGAGUGGGAGGUGGAGCAACAGAGGCUAGACCGCGAGUGGUACAGCCUCGACGAAGGUUACGACGAGAUACACAACCCGUUCGCCAGCAUACCGCAGGAGUACACCAAGAAAAAGGAGGAGGCACUAGAGCAGAAGAAAAUCAAGAAGGUUUCAGCUCAGCAGAGGCAGAUUAACAAGGAUAAUGAAAAGUGGGAGACGAAUCGAAUGCUUACGAGUGGUGUGGUGCUCAAAGUUGAUGUAGACAACGACUUCGAGGAAGAGAACGAGGCAAGAGUUCAUGUCCUCGUGCACAACAUUGUGCCACCAUUUCUGGACGGACGCAUCGUAUUUACCAAGCAGCCCGAACCGGUGCUUCCCGUGAAAGACGCUACGUCUGACAUGGCCAUUGUAUCUCGUAAAGGCAGCGCUGUUGUUCGUUUUCACAGGGAACAAAAGGAGCGCAAGAAAGCUCAGAAGAAAGAGUGGGAGCUGGCUGGUACAAAACUGGGCAACAUCUUGGGCGUUGCGAAAAAGGACGAUGAACGUGACGACAAAGAAGAAGCUGAUUACAAAACUGAGCAGCGCUUUGCUGAUCACAUCAAGGAUGCUGACAGUCAGGGAACCAGCGAAUUUUCGCGGAAGAAGACAUUAAUGCAACAGAGACAGUAUUUGCCCGUGUUCGCAGCACGACAGGAGCUUUUGCGCAUCAUUAGGGAGAACAGCAUUGUAGUCAUUGUUGGUGAAACAGGCUCUGGAAAAACAACACAGCUAACCCAGUACCUUCAUGAAGAUGGGUAUAGUAAGUAUGGCAUGAUUGGCUGCACGCAACCCAGAAGAGUGGCAGCCAUGUCUGUAGCAAAGCGAGUGUCAGACGAAAUGGGCUGCAAGUUGGGUGAAGAAGUGGGUUAUGCAAUUCGAUUUGAAGACUGCACGUGUGAGAAAACAAUAAUUAAGUACAUGACUGAUGGUAUUCUGUUGAGGGAGUCCUUAAGAGAGCCAGACCUUGACCAGUACAGUGCUGUCAUUAUGGACGAAGCCCACGAAAGGUCUCUCAGCACUGAAGUGCUUUUUGGUUUGCUUCGUGAAGUGGUGGCGCGCAGGCAGGACUUGAAGCUUAUUGUUACAUCUGCAACCAUGGAUGCCACAAAGUUUGCUUCAUUCUUUGGAAGUGUACCUGUGUUCACCAUUCCCGGGAGAACUUUUCCUGUUGAUCUUUUCUUCAGCAAGAAUCCUGUUGAAGACUAUGUAGACGCUGCUGUAAAGCAAACACUUCAGAUUCACCUGCAGCCCGCAGUUGGAGACAUAUUGGUGUUCAUGCCUGGACAGGAAGACAUUGAAGUGACCUGCGAGCUUAUUGCAGAAAGGCUUGGUGAAAUAGAUAAUGCUCCCCCAUUGGCUAUUUUACCUAUUUAUUCCCAACUUCCUAGUGACCUUCAAGCAAAGAUUUUCCAGAAGGCUCCAGAUGGAGUAAGAAAGUGUGUAGUGGCAACAAACAUUGCUGAGACUUCACUGACAGUUGAUGGAAUCAGCUUUGUUGUUGACAGCGGCUAUUGCAAAUUGAAGGUCUACAACCCUCGUAUUGGUAUGGAUGCACUGCAGAUAUACCCUGUUAGCCAAGCGAAUGCAAACCAACGCUCUGGACGAGCCGGUCGUACAGGACCGGGGACAUGUUUCAGGUUAUACACAGACCACCAGUACAAGAAUGAGUUGCUUAAAACAACUGUGCCAGAGAUCCAAAGGACGAACCUUGCGAACGUCGUAUUACUUCUAAAGUCUUUAGGUGUGCAAGACCUACUUCAGUUUCACUUCAUGGAUCCACCACCUCAGGACAACAUAUUGAAUUCUAUGUAUCAGCUGUGGAUUCUGGGGGCCUUGGACAACGUUGGAACUUUGACCCCAUUGGGACGGCACAUGGUUGAAUUUCCCCUCGAUCCUCCACUUUCUAAAAUGGUCAUCGUUUCCUGCGAUAUGGGCUGCAGUGAGGAAAUUCUCACCAUAGUUUCAAUGCUCUCAGUGCCCAGCAUUUUCUACCGUCCAAAGGGACGGGAAGAAGACAGCGAUGCUGCGCGAGAAAAGUUUCAGGUACCCGAAAGUGACCACCUGACCUUCCUCAAUGUGUUCCUCCAGUGGAAGCUAAACCACUACUCAUCAUCGUGGUGUAAUGAGCACUUCAUUCACGUCAAGUCCAUGCGCAAAGUGCGUGAAGUGCGACAGCAGCUUAAGGACAUUAUGGGCCAGCAGAAGAUGAAGCUCGUCUCAUGCGGCACCGACUGGGACGUGGUCCGCAAGUGCAUCUGUUCUGCUUUCUUCCUCCAGGCGGCACGACUCAAGGGCAUAGGAGAGUACAUAAACUGUCGCACAGGCAUGCCUUGCCACCUCCAUCCCACUAGUGCCCUCUUUGGAAUGGGCUACACUCCAGACUAUGUCGUCUACCACGAACUCAUCAUGACCACGAAGGAGUACAUGCAGUGCGUCACUGCUGUGGACGGUCAUUGGCUGGCUGAACUUGGCCCCAUGUUUUACAGUGUGCGCGAGUCUGGCAGGUCACGGCAUAGGAUGCAGAGAGACCACCAGUCACAGAUGGAACAGGAAAUGGCUCUCGCUGAGCAGCAGCUCCGCCGUCGCAAGGAUGAGCAUGACGAGAAGCAGGCAGCUGCUUCAAUGCGUGCAGCACGUAUUGCGACACCUGGUUACCAGCCAGAAGGGGCCCCUGCUACACCCAGACGUACUCCAGCCAGGUUUGGACUUUAGGCAGUGUACGUGUUGACUCUACUAGCUUGUUCUGCCACAAGUUCAGUUAUACCUAGUAUUGUUUCUAACUUCUGCAGCCUAUAUGUGCUGUAGCAUGUUGUGAAUCGCAAGUGCUACAUUUAAGUCCAUUAGAUAUGCUUUGAGUUGGUACCGAACUGCCACAAGGACAAACCUAAGAAGCAGGUGGUAGUCUUCUGUACAUGCAAAACAAACUGACACACACAGAAUUGUACUUACUUUUUAACUGCAGACCACCUAGCUGUGAGAGGAUUUUCACAGCAAAUGUGUUUGAUACUGGUACCUGUUUAUUUCUGGAGGACACCUCGCAAUGAAAGAUAAAAAAAAAAGCACAGAUGGGCGGCCAUUAAAAGCUCACUUCUGGAAGCACGGGGAAUGGAAUGCAAACCUGCUUAGUUGUCGAAAGCUGCUGUGUCAGUGGGAAAGGGAUGUCUUGCCUUUUCAAGCCAUCGGAUGAUGCCAAAACGCUACAUCAACAUCCAACAGGCUCUAAAGUGCCCAGUGGAUCAUGGCAUUGACCUCAAAAAUGGUGUAUACUUAUUUCUUCUGUACCAUAAAUUACGUUAAAUAUCACUGUUAGGUAUAAUUGUACAACUGUCCUUGUUCGUAGCUUAGAUUACCUCCGACUUCCAUAGGACCUGUGCCUUCCAGUAGCACCUCAUGCCUUUGUAUAGCAGUAUCUGCCAUCAUUUGAUACUUGUUCAUUUCCAACAAUGUUUUAAGUUGCUGAACUAGCUGAUACCUUCAUUAGUGUUAAAUGAGUCCAGGCCAUCUACUCCUAAUGCCAGUUUGGACACGAUGCCUAGUAUGAGUGGUGCACAUGGUUGCAUACUAGUGAAAUUGGCAGUGUGGCUCUGCAUGCUAAUAUUGUAUUUACAAGAGCUGCUGAAGUAUGUUGUAAUUGCGACUUCACUUGUAUAUUCUCAAAUGUAAAUGUGAUCCUGAAUUAUUCAUUGUGCCACACAAGGGCACACAACUUGUAUAGUGCUGAAGGCAAAUAUAUGUAAUGCAAAUAAUCUGUACAUAAAAUAUAUACAACUCUGUUGUAUUUUGGCUUAUAUAAAUGUUAAAUAAUUUAGUGUGUUAUGUUAGAGUCCACGGAACUUGCAGUGUUGAAUUCAGAUAUUGUGUGGAAUCUAAGCAGUCUGUUCAUAUAAUGUCACCAAUUGUGUUGUCUCUAGGGCUUCUGUAAAAUCGUGAGUCAGUGUUUCUCUUUGCUAAUCAUGUGCUGCAUUGUGCAUAGAUUGUAGCAUAAUUAUGUGCCGUGCUCCACAGAAUAAAAUAAAAGCGAGUAAUUGGUUUCAAAUACAUGUGCAUUUAUUGUAAUCUUUAUUAAUAGCUUUGCUACAACAUGAUACCACACCAUAGAGCUGCACAUGAUCCAUUUUUCUCUGCCUGCCUGUUUGCAUAUGUCACGUAAGAAAUGUAAAACGAGUUAAAGCUAUGCAUGUCUAAUGUUAACCUUCACUCUAAGAACAGGUGCAUAAAGCUGGUUCAAUGAGGAAGUUUCAGUAGGUCGAAGUCGCGGGAAAUCAGUUCCUAUAUAAUGACCACUUCAUAUUACAGUUAAAGUGCGCAGGGCCACAAGUGCUAAGCCUAUUUACAAAGGUGGAAGUGCCUAAUAACCUUUGAUCCCAUCGUCACACUCGCACUCAUUCUUCUGUCACGUAAUCGAAUCGCUAGCAGUAUGGGACGCGUCUUUUGCCAUCUUAUGCAAUGACAUCACAUUUUUUCAUGCUCGUAUGCUUCUAAUACUCCCAUGUGAGGAACCUUUCUCGCACAUCGUACCUCCGCAGAGACAAAGGUGCAUACAAAAUGAUCACAUGGUGCGCAGCCCACGCAACGAGGCCACUCAGAUAUGCCUGCAAACAAACAAAAGUGUGUGCACUCCAACCCCAUUGCGAAGGCACAACACAUUGGUUUUUGCUUUGCUAUCACAAAUAGAGCUGGCACAUAUGAAAAUAAUGCAAGUCUCCUCUCUUUUUUUUUUUGUCAGCCUGUAGUGGCCACAUUGAAGUCACAAGCAGUAUGCUCAGCCACAGCAUCUUUCGUUUUGACAACCUGCUAACUGCUGGAAAAACAAC